AUGGAUCCCAACAUGAACAACCUCCUCAAAUGGAGUAUCAAAGCCUCCACUGAGAACAACGGCGCUGCAUUUGACAACAAUGGCACUGCUGCUGCUACUGAUGGUACCUCCAGCUCUGCUUCUCGCGGUCUUAACCCUGAAAUGCUUUCCGCGCUCUUCGGCGGUCCUACCGAUGCCGACCUGAUGAAAGCUUCGAUGCAAGCUCUGCGCUCCGAUGAGGUCGACCUCCAAAAUAAGCUGAUCGCUUUCGACAACUUUGAGCAGCUGAUUGAGGGCAUUGAUAAUGCUAACAACCUGGAGCCGCUGGGUCUGUGGACUCCUCUGGUGGAAUUGCUCCAGCACGAAGAGGCCGAGAUGAGACGCAUGGCGGCCUGGUGUAUUGGCACCGCGGUACAGAACAAUGAGAAGGCGCAGGAUAAGCUCGUCGUUCUUAACGCCCUGCCCAAGCUCGUGACCAUUUCCACCACCGAUUCCACCCCUAACGUUCGCAAAAAGGCCAUCUACGCCAUUUCCUCGGCCGUCCGCAAUUAUCAGCCCGCCAUGGAUGAAGUGACCAAGAACCUUCCUGAGGGCUACUCCCGCGAUAAGAUUGAUGCGGGCGAUAUGGACGCUGUAGACGCGCUCAUGGAUAAGCUGCGGGCUCACCCGGUUGAGUCUGCUUGA
This is a messenger RNA of Aspergillus saccharolyticus JOP 1030-1, 663 nucleotides long. RefSeq names its product Hsp70 nucleotide exchange factor FES1 (gene fes1). Bases 1 to 663 code for a protein of 220 amino acids. Lineage: Eukaryota; Fungi; Ascomycota; Eurotiomycetes; Eurotiales; Aspergillaceae. The record is from RefSeq and is a predicted model, not a curated record. The transcript has 2 exons.